Drosophila elegans is the source of this 2233-nucleotide messenger RNA. RefSeq names its product esterase B1. Bases 141 to 1841 code for a protein of 566 amino acids. The record is from RefSeq and is a predicted model, not a curated record. The transcript has 3 exons. Lineage: Eukaryota; Metazoa; Arthropoda; Insecta; Diptera; Drosophilidae.
CAUCAGCGAUUAGUCGCACGGCAAACCUAGAUCAAUCCAAUAUUCCGGCCAUCCAACCAGCCUUCAAAUAAAAACUGUGGAUAUAAAACUCAUUAAAUACUAUUAUAUAUAAACGAAAGCAAUCCAAAAACCACAAAAUUAUGGAAGUGCAAGUGGGAUGGCCAAAAUUGCUCAAAAUGGGCACCCAGCUGGUGGGCCACAAGAUUCAGCAGUUCCGGCUGGCGACAGGUCACACCGUGACAUUGGACACCAAGUACGGACAGGUUCGGGGACUCCAGCGGAAGACGGUGUACGACGAGGAACCCUACUUCGCCUUCGAGGGCAUACCGUAUGCCAAGCCACCGGUGGGCGAGCUCCGAUUCAGGGCUCCCCAGCCGGCGGAACCUUGGCAGGGAGUGCUCAACUGCACCACGUACCGAUCGAAGCCCCUGCAGAGGAACAUGCUCUUGGGGAUCGUGGAGGGCAGUGAGGAUUGCCUGCACCUAAAUGUUUAUGUGAAAACCCUGAAGUCGGAGAAGCCGCUGCCCGUCAUCGUGUGGAUAUAUGGAGGUGGCUUCCAGAAGGGCGAGGCCUCCAGGGAUAUCUACAGUCCCGAUUACUUCAUGAAGCAACCGGUGGUUUUCGUCUCCAUCAACUACAGGCUGGCAGCACUAGGUUUUCUCAGCCUUAAGGAUCCCAAGUUGGAUGUUCCAGGCAACGCAGGACUGAAGGACCAAGUGAUGGCCCUCCGCUGGAUCAGCCAGAACAUUGCCCACUUCAACGGCGACCCCAACAACAUCACUUUGAUGGGGGAAAGUGCCGGGGCAGCCUCCGUCCACGUGAUGAUGACCACUGAACAGACACGCGGUCUCUUUCACAAGGCCAUCCUGCAAUCGGGCUGUGCCCUGAGCGAGUGGGCGGAGAGUCCGGAUCAUAACUGGGCCUUCCGGCUGGCGAAGAACUUGGGCUACAAGGGGGAAGAAAAGGAUGCGGAUGUGCUCGGAUUUCUCAGCACGAUUUCCGCUCGACAGAUUGCGGCCAUUGACCAGGACGUAAUCACGCAGGACGAGAUACGGAGCUUCCUACUCUUCGCCUUUGGGCCGGUGGUGGAGCCCUAUGAGAGCGACCACUGCGUGGUGCCCAGGAUGCACAAGGAACUGUUGGCCGAGGCCUGGGGCAACGAUAUACCCAUCAUCAUGGGUGGAAAUUCCUUCGAGGGCCUGUUUUCCUACCAAGUGCUGCGAAGUGAUCCGUGGUGCAUGAGGAACUUCCACAACAUCCUGCCGCGGGAAGUCAGGCAAUCCAGCAGUCUGGAGGAGCAGGACCUUCUGGUUCGACGGCUGAAGAAGCUUUAUUUCAACAACGAGAUGCAGGAAGCGAUGGGGAUGUUUGAGGCUCUUAACAUAUUUUCCCAUCGCCAAAUUUGGCAUGAUCUGCACCGCCUGGUUCUCGCCCGUCAGCGCUACGCCCCCAACUCGGCCACCUACCUGUACCGCUUCGACUUCGACUCCCCGCACUUCAAUCAGUUCCGGCGACUGGUUUGCGGGGAUCGCAUUCGCGGAGUGGCCCAUGCGGAUGAGCUGUCGUAUCUCUUCUACAACAUCAUAGCCUCGAGGCAGCAGAGGUCGUCGAUGGAGUACAGGACCAUCGAGAGGAUGGUGGGCAUGUGGACGUCGUUUGCCUCCAGUGGGAAUCCCAACUGCCCGGAACUGGGAUCUGCCGAAUGGGAGCCAGUCCGUCUUUCAGGAAACGACGUGGAGCGGUGCUUUAACAUCAGCUCUGAGCUGGAAAUGCGGGAGUUGCCGGAGGCCGAGUUCAUGGACGUGUGGGAUUCAUUCUAUUACAAGGAGGCUCUCUACUAGACCUUAAAUUUGUGUAUCACUUGUGUGUGCAAAAUGAAUAGUUCUAAUGAUCGUUUUUAAACAGCUAUGCAUUCUUUUAAAAUUAUUAAAAAUCGCUUUAAUAUAAUUAGUUUCUUAAACGCCUCUUAAAUUGCCGUAUUGCCUAUUCUAAUUGCCCUAUCAUUUAUUUUUUUACAAAACAUUAUUGUUUACUGUUUUAAUUAUGUAUGUUUUUUUUAAUCGCCUUGCCAAAAAUAAAAAUACAUGAAUGAUUUGUAUUCGGUCAUAUUUUGAACUACCAAAUCUAUAAAUAUGAAAUUAGAGAUUAACACAUUACGUUUUCUAUUAUUUGUUCUAUAAAUAAAUGGUUAUUGGUUAUCUGGACCGAAAAAUGUACUAAUUUUUAAACCAAA